Messenger RNA from Penicillium angulare, 624 nucleotides. RefSeq lists its product as uncharacterized. The record is from RefSeq and is a predicted model, not a curated record. Bases 1 to 624 code for a protein of 207 amino acids. The transcript has 2 exons. Lineage: Eukaryota; Fungi; Ascomycota; Eurotiomycetes; Eurotiales; Aspergillaceae.
AUGCCAGUCUACAUGCUCCAUGGCUUCCGAUGGCCCCGAGAUGGUUUCACAGGAAUAAGAGUCUACGUCGUACUUCACAAUUUGGAAGAAGCAGCAGCAGAAUACAUCCAGCAACCACUUACGACAGAGCUGCUUACUGAAUCCUUCCACAAGACACAGACUGAUUUAGUAUCGCGACUACCCCAACUGCGAUUCAUCGAACAAUACGAUCCAUACGAUGAAACGAGUAAUACCGUUAGUCAGGACCAUGCGUAUGUCGCGUCGAAGGUCUUGACGAUUCCAGAUGGAGAAUCGGAUGCUUCAGGGCCGGGCGCAAAUAUUCAAGAUUGUGUUGAGCAGGGAUCUGGAUUGUCGGGGGAUGAGGAGGCUGCGUUGGAGGAAUUGCGUGAUCGCUUGGCGCCCGGUGAAAAGAUUGGAUGGUUUAUUGUUUACAAUGGGGAUCCGGAUAGAUGGUAUCCCCCGAGCGAGGAUAGUGAGGAUGAGGAAGGGUAUUAUGAUGAUAAUCGCGGGAGCUAUGUCGAUGAUAAUAAGUCUUUGCCGUCGGAGGCUGCGACUGAACCUGCUACCCCGCAGAGUUAUACGGCUCGUCUGACAAAACUCUGGAAUCGAAUGAGCUCAUCAUAG